AAUAAUAGAGCCAGACUUUCACCUGAAGAAAGACACAGAAUAUUUGUUAUUGGAAAAAAACACGAUUUCCCAGUCCAAGCCCAUCCAUGUUUAAGCCUCCAGGAAACCCAGGCUGCAGCUCCCAACUAUGCCACAGAGCCGAGUUUUUCCUGUGCCAAGAGUGCUCUGAUGAGUACAGUUGGUUGCUCCCCUCUGGAGAAACAGAGAAUUCCCAGUCAACAGAUGGGCUACAAUUGCUUCUCUUUGGAGACAAAGAUUCUCAGUCAACAGGUGGCCUCCCAGAGCUCCCAUCUGGUCACAGGCACUGAAAAGCAACCACGCUGUGCUUUGGAGUAUGGAGGUGACACAGCAAGUGGGCAUUCUACUGACUAUCGUUUUCUCAGCUACAACUCUGCAGUAUGCCUUCAUCCUCCUCCAUCUUCUGUGCCAUAUUUUCAUGGAGAAAGGACUGAAACCAGGGAAAGCCAGCAUGCAAGUCCCUUCCUUUUGGAUUAUGCUCAAGGCGCAUAUGGGGUGAAGAAAGACCAUUGUCGUUGCUCAUUCUCUCUCUCACUGCUGCGAGAACAGCAGCAGAAUGAUUGGCAGUAUCACCCGCAGCAGCACCAACAGCCUCAGAAUUACUUAGAGGGGAUGAUGGUCCAGGAACAGCUGCCGAUGGACUCGGGUCCUUGGGAUCUAGGGAAGCAGUGGCCCUCGGCUCAGUCACAGCUGCAGAGUCAACUGCCUCAGAAUAAUGGAAAGCCGUGCUCUCAAUUGCAGCACAUGCCUCCCCAAAUAGUGACCCUGCUGCGUCUGAGGCAAGAUAUGCAAGAAGGGGCUUCAGAGCAACCCAGGACUCAAAUGCAGCAGUUUUAG
Molecule: messenger RNA, 855 nt
Organism: Rhinopithecus roxellana (golden snub-nosed monkey)
Lineage: Eukaryota; Metazoa; Chordata; Mammalia; Primates; Cercopithecidae
Gene: CPHXL
Product: cytoplasmic polyadenylated homeobox like
Source: RefSeq, a predicted model, not a curated record